UGGCACCUGAUAUUUACGGUCUCUGUGUGCAAAGCUUUGAUUCACACAGUGGUAUAUCACUUCCUUGAACAGUUCAAUUCAACACUUGUCUAGCUGAAGUUAAAUCAACCCGGUAAGCCAUGGUUUAUCUUUUCAUUAACUACUUUCACUACUAACGAUUUUACAGGCCUGUGUUAAUAACACUAACAAAUAAUUGUCAGUCACUAGUGAAUGGAGGGAUGUGUUGCAAGAGAAAAAUGGGAGGAUUUCCUGGGAAAGAUAGGUUGAUCUGUGACUUUCUGAAGGUUGGAAUAAAUUCAUAGACACAUGAACAGUAUAAUACCUUCUUCAAUCAGGGGUGAGGGUGGGGAUGGGAUUACUGUAUGUUUUGUGUUUAGUUAUUUAUGUUGUGUGUUUUGGUUUCACGCUGUGAGCGGUGUGUGUGCUGGUCCCUGUAGUUAUGGGUGCUCUCACUUCCAUGCCAGCCUGGGCGUCAGGCAGGGCUUGGUCCUUCCUGCCCUUGGAAAAUCCCUUUGGGCAGGGGGCUUCGCCAUGCCGGCAUCUCAGGCAAGUGGGGACGAGUGCACCCACUGACCAGAUCACCCACUGAUGCGAGCGCCCAUUCACAUUGUCUUUGUGAUGUAUCGUUGUUCUUUUAAUAACAAUAAUAAUUGUCCUCAGUAACGUUGGCAACUAGGGUUUAAGACGUCAUGUUAGGGAUAGAUAAUACAUAACUCUAGUCCCGUGUAGCUCAGUUGGUAGAGCAUGGCGCUUGCAACGCCAGGGUUGUGGGUUCGUUUCCCACGGGGGGCCAGUAUGAAAAUGUAUGCACUCACUAACUGUAAGUUGCUCUGGAUAAGAGCGUCCGCUAAAUGAUUAAAAUUAAAAUGUAAACUCAUACAUAAUUUGGCACCAGACAAUUCACCUUAAUACUUUGUCAUAUUUUUAGAUGAGGUGCUAUUGAGCAAGACUGGAUAGUUGUUUCAAUAGGUUCUAACAUGGAGGCUCAUGUAUGCUCUUACUUUAAGAUAAUUCCAUGGGUUUUCCCCUAUCUUUAAAUGUUAAACAUAAUUAUUAUUACAAUGUAAUUAUAGUUUAUGGCUAGCUAUACAGUUGUUACUAGUGUUUAACCUUCUGUCUAAAUAAGAGAGCUGUAGUGACAAAAAGUCAGAGUUUAUGUCUCCACAGGUGUUUGUGUUCCAUUGUCUGUACUGCUCCAGCAACUAUUCAUUACCUAAACAUUUUUGUAGUUAUAAAAUGGCUAUAAUAUCAAUAGUAAUAUUAUAAUUCAUAGAUGUGUCUUUGUAAAUGGAUUCAAUUGUACACAUGACAAAUGAUAUGAGAUGUCCUAUUUCAUCUCUCCCCCAACUCUUGUUCUCUCUCUCUCUCUCUGUCUCUUGCUCUCUCUCUCUCUCUCUCUCUCUCUCUCUCUCUCUCUCUCUCUCUCUCUCACUCACACUCUCUUUUCCUCUCUCUCUUUCUCUCUCACACACACACACAUGCACACACAAACACACAAACACACACACAUACACACACACAAUGUAGACCUGCUAAACAGAGAAAUGGUGGGUUUUCUCUAUGUUCUCCUCUCUCUGACUGCUUUACAAGUGGAGUGUUUCAGUGGGGGAGGAUCUUCCAUUGCUACUCAGUGUGGCUCAAUGCUUCCUGGUAGUAUUCAUGGCAACACAGGGCAGAGCUCUCCCUCACCAUACACUGUCACUGUCAGCCAGACCACCUACCAGCCAGGAGACACCAUCCAAGGUGAGUCACCAAGAUGGUUGAAACACACUACUGGGCUUACCAGAUCCAUACUGUACUAUCUCAGAUGCAGGAACGGACUGGGACCAGCAAUCUGCCCAGGCAUGUCUAAUACACAACCCAUUUUGUUCCUUGAGGCCCCCGCAAAUAAUGUUCAUUUUGCGAGAAAAUGUAAAUAAACAUUUAGACAGGGCUAAAAAUGGAACAUUAACCAGAAUUGCCCUAUGGCAGUCCAUCCCUGCUCAGAUGUUAACAUUUCACAUAGCAUAUUCCAGAACAGCUGACCUGACAAUAUAAGAUUGCUGAGAGGCAUCCAUCUCCCUCCCUUUCUCUCACUUUCUCUUUCUCUCUUUCUCUCAGUGACUCUGUCAGGAACCAUCCCUUUUAAAGGGUUUCUUCUGGAGGCCCAUGAGGAAGGAAAGAACACCGCUGUGGGAACGUUCUCUCUCGGCAGUGGGUCUGGGAUCGUUCUUGUGUCGUGCAAUAGGAUCGCAGUGAGUUACGGUUAGGGUUGUAAAAUUCCUAAAACUUUCCCAGUUGGAGGAUUCCCAACCUGCUCAUGCCAUCCUGAUACUGGAGAUCCUCCAACUGGGAUUUCUAGAAAACAUGGGAAUUUUGCAACACUAGUUACAACACAGCACAGGUCUUUCUGGCCAUAGUCUUCACUGUUAUCAAUUUACCUACUGAUUUAUUGGAUUAUAUUGACUCAACAAUAUGUCAAAUGAAACUUACUUGAGCCCAAUAAUAGGAGAGUUUUUACUGGUCAGGCUACAGAGUGAGGAAAUAGAGUUAGGGUUGCAAAGAUUCCGGUAACUUUCCCCAAAAUCGGUUUGAUUCCGGAAUUCCUGGUUAUUCUCUCCUGAUUCCUGGAAUCUUCCAACCAGGAUUUCUGGAAAACCAACCCUAGACAAUAGUUUGUUACCUUUACCUACUAUAGCUUGAACCACCAAUAAGCAAUGAUCAGAGUUGCAAAUGUUAGUUUAUUGAUAUUGAAUUUUACACCAUAACUAGUCAUUGUUCUCUGUUGAUUGACUUGACCUGCUGUUUUACUGUUAGGCCUCUGGGGUGAGUCAAAGCGACAAUCAGCCUAAACGAACAGUAACAGUCACCUGGACAGCACCAGCCUCAGUCUCCUUGGGCAACAUCGUAGUCAAGUGAGUCUCCACUAGAGUUGAAAAAUUACGGUAACUUUCUCAAAAUUCCCAGGUUUUCCAGAAAUCCUGGUUGGAAGUUACUGGAAUCUGGCAACCAUAGUCUCCACUAAAGCCAUCACA
Molecule: messenger RNA, 3014 nt
Organism: Coregonus sp. 'balchen'
Lineage: Eukaryota; Metazoa; Chordata; Actinopteri; Salmoniformes; Salmonidae
Source: the annotation of a GenBank genome assembly